Messenger RNA from Coffea arabica (coffee), 1009 nucleotides. RefSeq lists its product as uncharacterized. NCBI's taxonomy places the organism in Eukaryota, Viridiplantae, Streptophyta, Magnoliopsida, Gentianales, Rubiaceae. The record is from RefSeq and is a predicted model, not a curated record.
GCCACAAUUCUUCUUCCUAAGUAGAAAUGUCAAAGUAGAAAAUAGAAACGUCAAAGGCUUGAGCCUUGAAGAACUUUCUCCUGUGAAGGCUUGAAGAAACUUUUUCCUGUGAAGACCUUCCCCCGCUGGCUAAGGAAUGCCAGCCCUCAAUGUCACCGUCAACAUUCCCAGUCGGAAAUGGAUCCCGGUGGCUGCCCCUCCAAUCGAAGAUCUUCAGUUGCAACGCCAAAAUCUCCUCUGAUUAGGCACGUAUUAGAACAACGCCAGGUUGUUGUUUGUUGCAAAUAUAGUGGUAAUGGCCAACAGGACAAUUGAUUCUUUUUUCAAGAAAAGACGUCUAGAACCAAGUGGAAGUGGUGAAAUUCCUUGUCCUCUUCGUGAUUCUUCUCCUAAGCAUCAAACAAAUAAAUUUUGUAGAGCUGAAUCAUUAGAGUUUGAUAUUUCAUCCAUAGAACGUGAUCCUGGAAAGAGAAAAUCCAUUUGGGAAUAUCUAGAGCAUCAAAGGGAUGAGGUACGGAGAGCAUAUACUAAGUUUGGGCCAUACCAACCUGAGCUUCCGAUUGAAUCAAUGGUUGUUGACAAGAAGGGCCGACGUUUCCUUUUCUCUUGGUAUAAAUUGUUUCCAGAUUGGUUGGAAUUUUCUCCAACAAAGAAUGCUGCCUUUUGUCUUCCUUGCUCACUUUUUUCCAAGCCAACGGACCGUUUUGGAUCAAUGGCCUUCACAACUAGUGGAUUUAGAUCAUGGAAGAAGGUAAAUGAUGGAAAAAAUUGUGCUUUUUUAAAUCACAUUGGAAAAGAUCCUAACUCAUCACACAAAGUGGCAAUGCAAUGCUAUCAUGAUUUGGGAAACUCAUUGCAACAUCUUGACAAAAUUAUUGAGAAGCAAAAUUCUGAGCAGGUUGCAAAAAAUCGGUUGCAACUUCAAGUUUCCAUAGAUGCUGCAAAAUGGUGUGCAUUUCAAGCGGUGGCUUUUAGGGGUCAUGAUGAAAGUUUAGAUUCUAACAAUUGA